GUCGAGACUGAGGCGAUGCAUCUCAGCAGCUCCAAGAGCGGAGUAGUCCUGGCUCCGGUGUCCCGAGGUUCCGACGCCUGUCAGAUGGUGGCCAGAGCCCAGCUCGGCCAGGACCCCCCACGGAGAACAGUGCUAGGGGCGCUGACCGAGAAUGGGCAGUACAGGGGCGGCCAGGGGAUCCCAACGGUGAGGUACUUCUCGGGACCGGAAAAUGCCUUCCCUGCCGUGGGGACGAAAGCGCCGCCCGCCUGCGGGGCCCACGUGCCGGCCAAGCCGGGGUUCGACGUCCACAUGGCCGAGCCCGAGCAGGAGGACGGACCCCGCUGCGCCGGGAGCAACGGGGGGGCCUUCGGGGACGUGUACGAAGUGGACACCAGCACACUCAAGUCAGACCUGCACUUCCUGCUGGACUUCGGCACAGUGUCCCCCAUGCUGGUAGACGCAUCUCUCCAGUCCCAGUCGGAAGGGGCGUCCGACCUGGGGACGGACGUGACCGAUGUGACGGAAUACGCUGAAGAAAUUCAUCAGUACCUCAGGGAAGCCGAAACGCGACACCGGCCCAAGGCGCACUACCUGCGCAAGCAGCCCGACCUCACGGACGGCAUGCGCCGCAUCCUGGUGGACUGGCUGGUGGAGGUGGCCGAGGAGUACAAGCUGCGAGCCGAGACCCUCUACCUGGCCGUCAACUUCCUGGACCGCUUCCUCUCGUGCAUGUCCGUCCUGAGAGGGAAACUGCAGCUCGUGGGCACAGCCGCCAUCCUCCUGGCCUCGAAAUACGAGGAGAUAUACCCACCCGAAGUGGACGAGUUUGUCUACAUAACGGAUGAUACGUACACCAAACGACAGCUGUUAAGAAUGGAACACCUGCUCCUGAAAGUCCUGGCCUUCGACCUGACCGUGCCAACCACCAACCAGUUCCUCCUGCAGUACCUGCGGAGGCAGGGAGUGUGCGUGAGGACCGAGAACCUGGCCAAGUACGUAGCAGAACUGAGUCUACUUGAAGCCGACCCGUUCUUGAAAUACCUUCCUUCCUUGAUAGCGGCAGCCGCGUAUUGCCUGGCAAACUAUACUGUGAACAGGCACUUCUGGCCAGAAACCCUCGCGGCUUUCACGGGCUACUCGCUAAGCGAGAUCGGGCCGUGCCUGAGCGAGCUGCACCGGACCUGCCUCGAUGUGCCCCGCUGGCCGCAGCAAGCCAUCCGGGAGAAGUACAAGGCCUCUAAGUACCUGCACGUGUCCCUCAUGGAACCGCCUGCGGUUCUUCCUCUGCAGUGA
Pteronotus mesoamericanus is the source of this 1275-nucleotide messenger RNA. It is a transcript of the gene CCNA1, whose product is annotated as cyclin A1. Gene Ontology annotation, molecular function: cyclin-dependent protein serine/threonine kinase regulator activity. Bases 16 to 1275 code for a protein of 419 amino acids. Gene Ontology annotation, cellular component: cytoplasm; nucleus; cyclin A2-CDK2 complex. The record is from RefSeq and is a predicted model, not a curated record. The transcript is spliced from 8 exons. NCBI's taxonomy places the organism in Eukaryota, Metazoa, Chordata, Mammalia, Chiroptera, Mormoopidae. Gene Ontology annotation, biological process: regulation of cyclin-dependent protein serine/threonine kinase activity; mitotic cell cycle phase transition.